UCAACAGAAGGCAUAGGGAAUGUAGAUGGAGGAAGGGGAUCAACAGCAGGAGGGGGUAAAGGAGGAAAUGGAGAAGGAAGUGGAAAAUCAGAACAAAUGGGGGGUGAAAGAAAAGGUCGAGGAGUUAAUGGGAAUAGACGAAGAAAAGAAGACAAAUGUGGACAAGAAGAAUAUGAAGAAACACGGGGAAACGUUGGGGGAAUAGGGUCGAAUGGAAAUGAAAAACAUGUAUAUGGAUUGGGAGGAACUAGUCGUGGAUUAAGAGAGGUAAUUGCGGAGGGUUAUACAACGCUGGGAGAAGGAAACGAAGAGGUGAACUAUAGAGGAGGUCAAAGGAGACGGCGACGCGAAGGAAGGGAGGAAUUAGACGGGGAAAAUAGUUCAAAUCGGGAAGCUGGAGGUCAGAUUGAAUCUAAAAGAGAUGGAAAGGAAGAAGAUUUUGAUAGCCAAAAUUGUGGUGAUGCGAGUCAUCAAUUCCAAAGCAAACACUCAGGUACAAGUGAUUGCCACGAGUCACAUCCAGAUUUGAGCGACGAAAAGGGCUUUAACAAGUUCAUGUUCAAAUUAGUUAAAAGCAAACUGUCGAGUCACAAUGAAGGGUCUGGUCAAGACACAGGCAACGAUAAAAACAACUUAGAUUGGUCUGAUAUAAAAAAGGUAAAAGAAGCUCUUUUAAACCCCUCAAGGUCUAAAACUGGUCUAGAAAAAGCGACAGAGGCAACACAUUCGGAUAGCAGAUGCGUCGCUGGCGAAAAAUCAGGAGAUCAAAAGCCAAAAAAGAAAGACAAACGCAAGACACACGAAGCAAAAAAGCCAUUUGGUGAGAAGGGAAAUAUUCACACGAUUUUUACAUUGAAUGGUGGUGACGCGAAACAAGUGAAAUACAUAGGCAACGUGGCGUGUUUUGCAGACGAUGACUAAAUACUUACAGCUAUUUAGAAAUAGACUAACGGCAAAACAUACAAGACACUUGCGGACCAAGAAAUCGGUGUGUGUGUGUGUGUGUGUGUGCGUGUGUGCGUGCGUGCAUGCGUGUGUGUCUGUGUGGAUUACAUAAUAGCAGCGGACCUCAGUUGUAUUUAAAUUGUACAUAAUGCAUUUAAUACAUAAGAGCCUUCCACAGUGCAAAAAGUGGGUGGGGAAGGACAACAAUUUAAAUGUUUCAAAAUGUUUUAAUUAUAUUUCCGAAACAAUCUUUCUAAAAGUACAUGUACAACCUUGGCAACAUGAUUUUGUGCAAUACGGAAUUCAGCAAAUUUUAUGAAAACAGAUUUUACAACAUUUUGGCGAAUGUUUUUUUCCGGAAAAGUCUGUUGACAAUAUGUCUAUGUUUUUGUAUCAACAUCAUUAAGAGUACCAUAUCAACUCUGUCCUAUGGUUUCUUGGUGACAUAUUUUCAAAAACGAAAACUACUCAAUAAAAUAGUGAAUUAAAUUCACUUCUUCGUAAAAAAAACAUUUAUCUUUCAUAAAAUUGAAGUAAUCAGAAAGCAACAGGACACUGUUGAUUGGAAAAUCUUGAUAAUGUUGAUCCAACCAUUUAAAAAAUGGUUUUGAAGAAAUGCGCAAAAUAUGAUAAAAUCCUCAUUCAUAUAAUUUGCUGAACUUUUUUUUAUGUUUUGGUCCUUCGAAUCAACUUCGGCGCCGUGGAAGGCGCCUAAAUCAGACAUGCUAAACUGUAAUUUGAUAUUCUACCUGCUUGGAGAAUACAUAUUUGGUGCGAUGGAUCAUGUCCCUCAAAACAGCCUUUCUCAUGAAGCUUAACAUGAGGUUUACACAUUUUGAAGAUGACUUUUGUUUGUCGUUAUAGUCAUUUAGUUUACUAGUCUUUAUUCGUAUGUUUAUACUACAUGUAUUAAUAUUAUUUUUUUUGUGUGUCGAACAAUUCAUGCUUACCUUUAGGUUUGGAAUGUCAUCAAAAAUGUCAUGAGAUACAAUGCAUGUGUUAGAAUGUCACUAAAAUACGUCUUACGACAGCUCUUGUUUAUUUGUCUGCUUCCAUUUUGCUCUCAGAUUCAUUUAUUUUGCCCCUAGUCUUCGUUUACACUUUUUACUGUAAAUAUUACUGUUAAAACUGUAUGUUAUAGAUAUAUGGUAUAGUCCGUAGACUUUUUCAUUAUCCAUAUUUACAGUGAUUCAAUCAUUGGAAUACUACAUACAUGCUAGGUACUCUUACUUAUUUAGUUAGUGUGUACCUAAACAAGCAUCUUAAACAUCAUUUAGUGCACCAUAAAUAAUAUAGUUCCACGGUUGGAUCAAAUAUUCGCAGUUUCGAUGCUUAAUUUACUAAAUUCAUUGAAAAUUAUGAAAAAUAACUAAAAAAUGAUUGUUUUUUACAUAAUUUUAUUUUUGUCGAAUGUUCUGUACUUAAAACAUAAACAUGUUAUUGCUCUUUAUUUUUCAAAGAAUUGCAGUUUUUGCAGUAAACGUAUUAAUGCUUUUCUAGUUUAAUGAAUCACCACAAUGCAAAAAUUGUUUGAAAGAUCAAAACAGAAAUCAAAAAGUAUUAAGGUUCAAUAUUUAACAGAAAUCAAAAAAUAAGUAAGGUCCUAUGUUUAGCAAUCACAUACUAUGAGUUCUUUCAUAAAUGAUGUAUUGAGAUCUAAGCACAUUUUACGAAAGAAGAUUUUAACAGAAUAUAGUUAAAAGGAAUUUGCAUUCAAACGUGAAAGUGCUACGAGAUAAGGAAUAAUUUCAGUUGCCAAAAUGUUUGACAUUUUUUCCAAACAAUAUUCCUUGUGGUUUGUGGUGAUUGCUCUUUGGUAAUUUGCAGUUUUGUAAACAGGAGUGAAUUGAUGUAAAAAAUAUUUCUUAUUUUGAUUUCAAAGGGCGUCUCCAAAAAUCCACAAGGCAUUGCUGACCGAAUAGUGUGUAACAUUUGACAUAACCGUAGUCAUUUCGUCGAAAUACAUUUCCGUUUGAAUGCAAACAGAAUUUCUUUUCUUUUUUUCAAUAUUCGACAUUCCCGCACUUUGUAUUGCAGAGGGGCCUUAAGUAAAAGAAAAGUAUUUGUCACCAAAUCGCAUCGUUUGUUUUGUGAUUUUUUAAUAUGUCUUUCACAUAAGUUUUGAUUUGCUGCUAAUACUGUAAAAAGCUCAUAUAUUUUUUUUUAAAUAAAUCUAUAUUUAUAUUCUGCCAAGUCAAUUUUUCAUGUUUAAAGAUGGUCCGGCCUUCUAUACAUAUACAGUAUAUAUUUAUAGACUGUGUUGUAGUUUAGAAGCUAUCUUUUGGAGUAUACGUGCACCAGUCAACUUAUUGAUUGCGGUUAGAAAAUGUGUGCACUAUGCAAAUAGUUUAUAAACACGAUUUAAAUACAAUUUGAAUAGGAAUGAAACGUAUGAUCAACAGCACCAUCUUCGUACCAAAAGCUCGCACGAAACCUUAAGCGGCGAAUUGUGAUAUAGAAAGAGCAUACACCCUUACUGAAGCAAUGUCAAAUAAUGCAUACUAUGAAAGUGACGAUGAACUCAGGGAUAGAUGUAAUUGUGAAGACCCAGAGUAUGACAUUGAAGGCUAUCAUGAAGAAAAGGUGAAAAGCUUUCUAUUACAAAUCUAUGACCUAGAAGGAGAAGAAGACUUCUAUCAGCAAUUUAGAUCCAUAGAUGCAAAAGUACCACUUGAAGUAAAGUGCGAGAAAUGUUUGCAACCGGAGACAAUAUCGGUGUUAUUGACAGCGCGGCCCGUGUGGAGAAAGGAGAGAAUAAGCAGCGAUGUCCCUCCUAGAAUCGAUCACUUCGAGGAUAUAGAAAUAUACUUGUUCGGUUUUGAUGAACCAGAAACAUCGUUAAAAGAUUGCUUCAAAGCCAGUUCAAGUGCAUACGGUGAGGUUAAAGAAAUAUUACUCGUUCUACACGCGGAGCAAGACCAACGCGUCGUCAAUGAGGUUUGCACAUUUUUGGAAAAAGAACCAUUAAAGAGGGAUAUCAUUUGCAUAAAGAUCUUAGACGAAGAUAAUUGGUUGAAUUCAAGAUCAUGGAUAGAAAACAUGGCUCUCGUGGAUUUUGCCUUGAUUGUCGUGACCAGGGAAUCGCCUCUAAACUUCAUGAGCGGCAUCCAGCAAAUAUUAAAACUAGAGAACCACGCCCUAGGCAACGUCUCCCUGCUAUCUAUUGGUCGAAAUCCUGCUGGAAGUAAAUCUGGAAGGAAAAGUGCGUACGGGGUUGGGUUACAACCCACAACCGCCGGGACCAACCGCUGGGAAUAACCGCCGGGACUAACCGCUGGGAAUAACCGCCGGGAUUAACCGCUGGGAAUAACCGCCGGGAUUAACCGCUGGGAAUAACCGCCGGGACUAACCGCUGGGAAUAACCGCCGGGAUUAACCGCUGGGAAUAACCGCCGGGAUUAACCGCUGGGAAUAACCGCCGGGACUAACCGCUGGGAAUAACCGCCGGGAUUAACCGCUGGGAAUAACCGUCGGGACUAACCGCUGGGAAUAACCGCCGGGACUAACCGCUGGGAAUAACCGCCGGGAUUAACCGCUGGGAAUAACCGCCGGGACUAACCGCUGGGAAUAACCGCCGGGACUAACCGCUGGGAAUAAGCAAUGAAGUCACCCCCCAAAAAGGACUGAACAUUGCAAACUGUAGAUUAUACUCCUCUUAUACUAACAGAUGUAACGAAUGCAGCAUGUAAGAAAUGGCCAAGUAAGAGAGCGGACUAAAAGAAUUUGGUCAAAUUCUAACCACUCAAUGUCAGUUACUAGUGCUGCUAUCUAUCUUUUUAUCUAACUCACCUGGGAUAUUAUGCCAAUCGACCUUUUGAUCAUGUUUGGUAACAAAUGGCUCAGUAAGGGAGUGGACAUGAAACGGUGACUCCGCAGACGAGAACGCCCGACAACAUGAUCCUUAUUUCUUACCGGACCGUACCAUAUUGGAAUGAGUAUGUCUGCCAAGCUAGGCCGGCCUCAUAAAACAUGCAGAAAAAAUGACCCGAAAAUAAUUGCACAGCUGUUUAAAUCAGAAAUAGCGCGCUCGACUUUUCCGCCGCUUUUAAGUUUAAAGAUUGCUAAAUUUUGGUAAAACAUGCAUGGAUCACUGUAAAAUUACAUGCAAAACCUUAAGCAUAAGUAUUUAAGUUGAAUAUAGAACUGCCAUAAUUUGCAUUAUAUGCAAAAUGGGGUUAUUUAACCCGAUACAUAAAGAACGAUGUAUGGUUAAAACACGUAUAAAGUUUCAAUGCAAUACGUUAAAAAGUUGCUGAGAUAUUGAAUUACGUGUGCUUACAUGCAAAACCUUACCCAACAUUUCUGAGUCGAAUAAUUAAGAGCAAGAAUUAAUUGCAAAAAAGCUAUCAAACUUGACUAUUUAUGUAGGUUUGGAUGGCUGAAUACCAUUGUAUAGGCGUGUAAUGCAUCGUGUAGUUGCUGAGAUAAUAACAUAAUUGUGGUUACAUGCAAAACCUUAACCAGGAUUUCAAGGGCGAAUAAUAAUAUAAGUAUCUUCCAUGGCCGAGAGUGAAUGAUAGGUUCAUUCCGACCCGAGCUUUUGCGGAAACGAGGUUUACCGAGUUUCCGCAAAACACCCUGCGCGAGGGUCGGGAUGAACCUAUCUUACACGAGCGGCUAUGGUAGAUGCUUUUUCUCCCACCUCAGUUAAACAAAAUUAAGUAAAAAUGUAUUUUUUUCUGGAACUCUUUUGUGCUUAGUGAAAAUAAUCGCGUAUGGAUAUGCGAUAUUCCGUGGUUGUCAUGGAUAUGCGCGCAGUGAUUCAGAGUAUGUUAAUAAUCAAACCGGUCUUUAAAUAGUUCUAGGGAGAGUGAAACAUUAUUUCUUGAAAGGUGCGUGAAAACUGUUUUAUGGUGACAUUUGAAGCGAGAAAUAAUUUAUUAGCGUUCUAAAUAUUGCCACAAGACAAGGUGUCCAUGCUGCUACAGACGACAAUCUUCAAAUAGGAAGGUAAUUACAAUGUGGUGACCAGUAAAAAGGAGUUCCAUACGGGCAUUUUAUCUUCGCCCGUGGGCAAGAUUUCUAGCAUGGUUAAAUUAUUGGAUCUACUAAUCUGAGGUGGGAGAAAGAGCUAUCUAACUUGAUUUAUUAAGUACAAUGAAUGGCCUUGUAUAAAGUGCCAAUGCAAUAAAUCGAAUAUAUUCUGAGA
Molecule: messenger RNA, 6093 nt
Organism: Mya arenaria
Lineage: Eukaryota; Metazoa; Mollusca; Bivalvia; Myida; Myidae
Exons: 4
Coding region: 3430-4203 (257 amino acids)
Source: RefSeq, a predicted model, not a curated record